This is a messenger RNA of Cyprinus carpio (common carp), 4064 nucleotides long. Its product is annotated as leucine-rich repeat neuronal protein 1-like. The record is from RefSeq and is a predicted model, not a curated record. Lineage: Eukaryota; Metazoa; Chordata; Actinopteri; Cypriniformes; Cyprinidae. Gene Ontology annotation, molecular function: protein binding.
UAACAAGGAGACACGGCGGAUGGGAGCCAGUCAACGGAUUCCCGUUGCAAGGAUCCAUGCAAAACCUGACCAUGCGCUUGGCGAAGGUUGCACAUGAAUAUUCGCGGAGUGGAUGUAAAGAAACGAUACCACUUGCUAAUUCGCAAGGACAUAGACACUGUUUCUAGAUACUGAAAGUGCAUGAAGCAGUCAGCGCGGAGGGAGGACUUCAAUGCCAUUCGGAACGUGUAGGCUGGCAAACCAAAGAGGCCAACUCUUCAGUCCAAGGUUCAUGCUGUGAGAAAGUGUCAAACCUGUGAGGAAGUUUCAAACCUAUGUGAGCCCAUGGGAACUACACCCUUUUAAAUCUUUCAGAAGCACUUUUGACUCCACUGUUCAAGCUUUCAGAUAGAUAAAAGGGCUAUUCUGCAACACUUCUGUUGAAUGAGAAUCUCACCUCACCAUCUUUUUGACGCAAUAGGAAUUUCAGCUCAGAUCUGAGAAGAUUAACACUUACAGUCAGAAUGGCAAGAGGGACUUUCUUUUUUGUUGUGCAGGGCCAGAUUUGUUUCUUCCUGCUUCUGGCUUUACUUGGCCUCUCUUCAGUUCAGAGUACAGAAUGUCCGCAGCUUUGUGUGUGUGAGAUCCGGCCUUGGUUCACACCCCAGUCCACCUACAGAGAAGCAACUACUGUUGAUUGCAAUGACCUUCACCUCACACGCAUCCCUGGGAACCUGUCAGCUGACACGCAGGUGUUGCUUCUGCAAAGUAACUACAUUGCCAGAACUAGUGAGGAACUGGAGCAGUUAUUAAAUCUCACAGAACUUGAUCUGUCCCAGAACAACUUCAGCAACAUCCAGGAUAUUGGCUUGACCAACAUGUCACAACUCACAACGCUUCACCUGGAGGAGAACCAAAUAGUCGAGAUGCCUGACUUCAGUUUGCAAGAUCUCACCAAUCUACAGGAGCUAUACAUUAAUCACAAUCAGAUCAGCUCCAUUGCACCCAAUGCCUUCACCGGACUGCGUAACCUUCUGAGACUCCACCUGAACUCCAACAGACUCAAGGCCAUUGACAGUCACUGGUUUGAAUCAACCCCCAACCUGGAGAUCCUGAUGAUUGGGGAAAAUCCUGUGGUCGGCAUCCUGGAUUUGAACUUCAAACCUCUCACCAACUUGAGAAGCCUGGUCCUGGCAGGAAUGGAGCUCACUGAUAUCCCAGGCAAUGCGUUUAUUGGACUAGACAACCUAGAGAGUCUCUCCUUCUAUGAUAAUAAACUAGUUCGGGUGCCACAGACUGCUCUGCAGAAGCUUCCAAACCUGAAAUUUCUGGAUUUGAACAAGAAUCCAAUACAUAAAAUUCAAGAGGGGGACUUUAAGAACAUGCUGAGGCUGAAAGAACUUGGCAUUAACAACAUGGGAGAACUUGUGUCCAUUGAUCGCUUUGCCCUGGAUAACCUCCCAGAGUUGACCAAACUCGAAGCCACCAACAACCCCAAGUUUUCCUACAUUAGUCGUUUAGCAUUCCGUGACUUGCCAUCACUUGAGAGUCUAAUGCUCAAUAACAACGCUCUAAACUCCCUCUACCAAGCAACGGCGGAUUCCCUGCCCAACCUGAGGGAGAUCAGUAUCCAUAGCAACCCACUGCGCUGUGACUGUGUAAUUCAGUGGAUGAGCUCAAACAAGACAAAUAUUAGAUUUAUGGAGCCUCUUUCCAUGUUCUGUGCAAUGCCACUUGAGGUUAGAGGUCAGCGUGUGAGAGACGUAGUUUCUCGUGAAUCUACAGGCCAGUGUCUACCAAUGAUCUCUCACGACACAUUCCCCAAUCACCUCAACCUUGAUAUUGGGAUGACAGUAGGUCUGGACUGUCGUGCUAUGGCUGAGCCUGAACCAGAAAUAUACUGGGUGACCCCUUCUGGUAACAAAGUCAUGAUGGAUACAGUAUCCGAUAAAUACCAACUUAACAGUGCAGGAACUCUGCGCAUAUCCCACAUUCAGGUGGACGACUCUGGCCACUACACCUGUGUGGCUCAGAAUACAGAAGGAGCGGACACUCGGGUGACCGCCAUUCGAGUCAACGGGACUCUUCUGGAUAGCACCCAGCUUAUGAAGAUCUACGUGAAACACACAGAGUCCCACUCAAUUUUGGUGUCCUGGAAAGUUAACUCCAACGUCAUGACGUCCAAUCUGAAGUGGUCAUCCGCCACCAUGAAAAUUGACAACCCUCACAUCACCUAUACGGCUAAAGUUCCUGUAGAUGUUCAUGAGUACAACCUCACACACCUUCAGCCAGCCACUGAGUAUGAGGUCUGUCUCUCGGUCUCGAAUAUCCACCAACAGACCCAGAAGUCAUGCGUUAACGUCACAACCAAGCAUGCUACGUUUGCGGUGGAGAUCUCUGAGCAAGGCACCAAUACGGCUCUGGCGGCAGUCAUGGGCACAAUACUGGCCAUUAUCAGCCUGGGCUCAAUCACGCUAUACAUAGCAAAGAGAUGGAAGAGGAAGAACUACCACCACUCCUUAAAGAAGUACAUGCAGAAAACCUCCUCCAUCCCCCUAAACGAACUCUAUCCUCCCCUCAUUAACUUAUGGGAGGCAGACAGUGAAAAGGACAAGGAUUGUUCUUCAGACACUAAGCAUACACAGGUGGACACAACAAGAAGUUAUUACAUGUGGUGAAGCUUGCCAGACAUUUUUUCUUCUUUAGAGCACAAAGAAACAUCUUUGCUUAUUUGUGCUUAACAAAGACAUGGAUUUUCUUUUUUCUGCUUUGCUUACUGCAAGCAUCUAUUCAGACUGAUAUCUGAUGACUUUUUAGUAGAGUGUAUUGCCUUUUCCUCUUCUUUGACUUUCAAUAUGGCAGCUUUGUUUAGCUUCCGAGACAUGUUAGUAGCUGUGCUUUUUCUUUUUGUUCAUUAUAUUUUGAAAGCACAGCAUAGAUAAUGUCAAGGAUUGACUUUGGGUCGAUUGAUACUGUAGCACUAUAUCUGAUCCGAUAUUGAUAUGUCUGGCAGUAUUCAUAGAGAAUGCAUUGUUUCUUUAUCUCUUUCGUAAGACAGUUUAACUGUUGUGCACUGAAAUAUAUUAACAAAUUUGUCUUUGGACUCCAAUGUAAGCUGACAAGGUGAGUUUAGACUUGAUAGACUGUCUAUUGAAAAACAUUAGCAAUUGUUCUGUAAUGUUGUAUCAACUAUAAUUUGAACAUUUUGGAUUUUCUCAAAAGUAAUUUUUGAUUUAGAAGUUGAAUUUGCAGAUUGAAGAAUUGUAAACCAGCAAUAGAAAUGUGAAUGUUAAAUAAUUAGUUAAGUAGAAAAAUGCUUUUUCUUUUUAAAUUACUCAGAUUCUUCUUUUUUAAUUGGGUAGAAUCUGUUAAUCACUUAAUUUUGUUGUAAUUUAGUACACAUGCAAAAUAUGUUGCAUAUUACAGCGCAAACAAAAAUAAAUUACAGUUUUGUUCAGAUAUUUUUUAUACAAUGAUUUUCAAGUCGAGUGUCAUUAUUCUAGUUUCCUAUUCUAUCUUUCGUUCCUAUUCUGUCUACCCGCAAUCUGUCACCUUCUUUUUAAGUAAAUUAGUGACUUAUUUUGAUCAUGAUGUAAUAGUUUUAGCAAUACAAAUACAAAAGAUCUCCAUUACCAAUCUCCAAUAGCGAUAGGAUCAAGAAAUGUGGUUUAAAAUAUAUGAUUAUAAAACGAAUAGUUCUGAUCCUUGAUUCUGAUUGGUUGAGCCGCAUUCGAAGCUGUUAUAAGUUGAGGUGAGGAACUACAUUGUUUGGUGGAAGAAUACUGUUUUUAUUUAUAUCAUUACACUUUAUUUGCUCUGUUUUAUUCUGUGAAACCUUACUAUAUGAAAUUACCGUUUUAUAAAAGCAAUAAGCCCCGUGAAGCCGUGGUUUACAGUGAAUUUAUAACAGCUAAGGGGAUUUUAUGCACUCCACUUCGCGUCGUGCCUAACACUGUCCCUUAGCUGUUAUAAAUUCACUGUAAACCACUGCUUCUUGGGGCUUAUUGCUUUAUUAGUCUGUCUGUCUUUCUUCCUUCAGUUAUUGCCACCAAGCCCAAAGUAACCAUUAAAUGACCUAAAAUUUU